GUUGAUUUUGCCGCACGUGUUAAGCAUAAACAAUUUGAAAUUGGAAUAAGGAAAACGCAGAGUAACUUAUAAAGAGAACUCAGUUUCUAUUGAAUAUGCUGCCUAACAUUGAAGUUAUUGUGGGCACCUACACGGACUUCCUACUCGGCUACCAACUCAUACAGAAGAAGGUGCAUGGAGAGGACAAGAUUCAGUUGAAAGCAACGUUUGCAGACAAAUCACAUGCCGGCUCUCUGAAGUGUGUGGCGGUACAGGGACCAUGGAUAGCGAGUGGUGGCAGCGAUGAUCGUAUUUUUAUAUAUGAUAUGCGUACGCGAAAGCAGUCGCACAUUCUGCAUUCACACUCUGGCACCAUAAAUGCUGUGGUAUUCUCCCCUGAUUUGACACAUCUGCUGUCGGCCAGCGCUGAUGGUCACUUGAUGGCCACCCGCGUGGGCAGCUGGACAACGGAGGGUGACUGGCGUAAGGCGCAUGCUGGCAACCCGGUGACACACAUUGCCUGUCAUCCAAGCAGUCGUUUAGCACUGUCACUUGGCGGUGAUCAAAUUCUAAACACCUGGAACUUAGUUAAGGGUCGUGUCGCGUAUAGAACCAAUCUGAAAAGCAAGCGAACGUUGGGCAGCUCACCGGACUGUCUGUCCUGGUCCGCAGACGGCAAGCACUUUACCCUAAGUGGUCCACUUGUUCUAGAGAUUUGGAACAUCGAGUCAGCCAGCGUAGUGCGUAGCACCAAAACUCCCUCCAAGCCAAUAUGCGUGACCUGGUUAAAUGAACUUACCUGCCUGGUGGGCUUAGAGAAUGGCAACAUUGCUUGGAUCUCGCUGGAUGCCGACGAUGACGAAACGCCCACUCUUAUCGAAGCGCAUGAAACGCGAGUCAAGGCCAUGUCUUAUCUGAACGAACACCUGGUGACCAUCUCCAGCGCAGGCGAAAUCAAGAUCUGGAGUCCCGAUAUCGAUGAAAAGAGCCUGACCCAAAUUGCUAGUGUUAACAUUGAUUGCCGUCCCACCUGCCUGGCUUUACUAGACCUGAAUCAGUUUGGGAAUGUGCCGAAAGCAGAUCAUAGUGGUGAUCCUGGUAAGCAGCAACAGCCAGACUCUAGGAACCAGCCAGAGGAAGAACAGGAAGAGGAGAACAGGGAUAUGGAUUUAAUCAAACCACGUAGCUUUGUGUCCAUUGAAUACGAGCAGGAUGCAGCGAAAAAGGCUGGAAAAAGUGGCAAACAGAAUCAGAAAGAGGACAAAGACAGCGAUGCAUCCGACAGCAGCGAUCAGAGCGAUGAAAGCGAGAAUCAAACGACAAAUAAAAAUGCUAAAAAGAAGCAAAUGAAAGUAAAACAAAAGCCCACAGCCAAAAGUAGCAAACAGGACGAUCACAGCGAAAGUGAGAGCGAGAACGACAGCGACAGCGAUGACUUUGACAGCAGCAGCAGCAGCGAGAACGAACGACGUCCCAGAGGAAGAAAGGUGGCCAACAAACGCAAGUUGAACACAAGCCACAAACAAGGCGCAAAGCAGACAAAAAAGAAGUAAACACAAUCCACAAAUAAUGUCAAUAAUAAGUCAAUACACUUAUAUUACUAUUUAACUACAUUGAAUAUCCUGUUAAUAAAUGUACUUUUCAACAAAUCA
This is a messenger RNA of Drosophila innubila, 1631 nucleotides long. Its product is annotated as p21-activated protein kinase-interacting protein 1-like. Gene Ontology annotation, molecular function: protein binding. Bases 96 to 1532 code for a protein of 478 amino acids. The transcript is spliced from 3 exons. Lineage: Eukaryota; Metazoa; Arthropoda; Insecta; Diptera; Drosophilidae. The record is from RefSeq and is a predicted model, not a curated record.